AUGGCGAGUAUAAACCAAGGAUGCAAAGCGUGCAACCGUCCAAACCAUGCAGAGGAUAUGGUCGCGUGUGACGUUUGUGGUAUGUGGUUUCAUUUCACAUGUGCAGGCGUGAGUGAAUCAAUUUGUGAAAAACCAUGGCAGUGCGGCUAUUGCUCCAGUCGAGCUCUCAGUGUAGAUGGAUCACGACAAUCAGUGCAUUCGAACAGCUCUAGUGCGCAGCUUCGACUGAGGCAACUCGAAGAGGCCAAAGCUUUGGAUGACAAAUUGCGGCUCCAACAAGCGGAGUGUGAGCGUGCCUAUCUGGCCCAGAAACAUCAGCUGGAAGCAGAAAUAGUAGCAGCGAAAUCAGUAGCAGGAAGUAAGCGGAGCGCAAAAAGCAACAAGAGUCAUCGCAGUCAUAGAACCCAAGUUCAGCUAUGGGUAAACCAAACAUUGGAUACUCCAGAGAAGCCGGAGGACGGUCAUGCGGCUGCCACCACAUCUACUCCUAUUUGUUCCAGCGGGAAUGUGGGUUUAACUGUGCCCGUUGCACAAUGCAACGUCAUUCCACACACAGUGGUGACGUCAGUAACAGGAUAUAAUAACUAUCAGCAGCAAGCGUCGAGCCAACUGGUGCAAGAAGCGGGUUUGGCGAAUGACAUCCGGCAAAUGCCCGUUUCUGAAAUUCAUGAAAUAACACAUUUCGAUAUGCCCCAAUAUUCAGCACAACAGCAAACCAACCGCCAUCGUGGUCAGUGGGACCAACAUUCAUCAGGUCGUUCUGCGCAGAAACUCCAACCGACGGUUCAGUCAGGGAUUGCGGAGUCAUCUGUGUUCAGCAACCAACCUACGGUGGGUAGUUCAGCGCCUACACAUGGCCAAAUCGAGGGUGAAUUUGCAGUGUCAAACGAGAAUGUUCAGCAAACGCUAACGCAUAAGCAGAUCCCGUUGAAUUUCAGUCGUAGCUUACCCACACAAUCAGUUCAAUUCGGCCCAGUUCAAGAACGAUGGGCUCAAAGCGAAAACGCAUAUUUCACGAGUGGUCAACAGCAGGUACCACGAAACCGUUACCCUGGUACUACUUCGAUUGACGUUCCCAUACUUUCAAACUAUGCUCCUCAGCCGACAUACUGCACCGGAUAUCCUAUUCCGAGUUCGUCUACUUUCGUACCGGUGUCCAGUAAUCAGGUGGUUUUACCAAGAAGUCAAGCAUCGCAAAUACAGUUGGAACAGAAUAUGUAUCAUCUGCCCCCAACAUCUGCACCUCAGUUCCCGAUCAACAACCAAGUUUGCGGUACCGGCAUGAGUAGCGUACUAACUACGCAGCAGCUUGCAGCACGACAGGUAGUAUCUAGAGAACUACCGAAAUUUGCUGGAGAUCCUUUAGAGUGGCCUAUGUUUAUCAAUGCUUUUGAAUCCACUACAGCCAUGUGUGGAAUUCAGCCGGAUGAAAAUCUUGCUAGAUUGCAGAAGAGCUUGAUAGGAAGCGCUCGGGAGAAAGUGCAGAGUAUUUUGACAUUGCCAGCUGCGAUUCCAGAAAUCAUCAAUACUUUGCGAGAUGAGUGCGGUAGACCAGAGCAAUUGUUACAUUGUUUACUGGUGAAAAUAAGGAAUGCUCCUUUACCCAACGCGAAUAAGCUUGAUACAUUGAUAAACUUUGGCAGAGAGGUAAAAAAUCUUGUGACUUACGUUGAGGGAGCACAGCUUCAAAACCACUUGUCAAAUCCAAUGCUGUUGUCGGAGCUAGUUGGGAAGCUACCUCCUAGUCUUCGCCUGGACUGGGGACUCCAUACACAAAAAAUACCAGUAUCAUCGCUGAAAGCCUUUAGUGAGUAUUUGGCAUCCAUAAAAACAGCAGCUUGCUCUGUCUGGCUGCCGGGAGAAACAAGCCAAAUGGAUGGAAGUAUUCUAAGAGGUAAAAAGAAAGAAAAAGGUGGUUUCGUAAACGCCCAUGCCAUUGAAGACGAGAAGAAAGGUGUCGAGGUCCCGAAGAAACUAGAGGUAACAAGUUCUCCUAAACCAUGUCAUGCGUGCAGCAAAACAGAUCACAGACUUCGAAAUUGUUCGAAAUUCGUGAGCUUCAGCCUGGAUCAACGGAAGCGUCUAGUAGAGCAGUACAAAUUGUGCAAGCAGUGCUUGGGAAGUCACGGAAAAUGGCCAUGUAGGUCGAAACAACAAUGUGGAAUCGACGGUUGCAGUGACUUGCAUAGUAAACUACUACAUUCUACGAAAGUAGCAAAUGAGUCUCAAACUGCUGCUUCAUCUGGCGUAAUCUCAACGCAUUGCCUCAAUCGGUCCACAACGCUUUUUAAAAUACUCCCUGUCGUACUCUACAAUAAAGGAAAGAGCAUCACCACUUUCGCCUUCCUGGAUGAUGGAUCUGACCUCACGUUGCUAGAAGAUUCUAUCGCUGAAGAACUUGGUUUAAAAGGUGAAGUGAUGCCAUUGUGCUUACAGUGGACGGGGAAUGUCACCAGAAAGGAAGUGACCUCACAACAAGUACGUUUGAAUAUUUGUGGUGUAAAUGGAGGAUCGAACUACACAAUUACGGAUGUUAGGACCGUUUCCAGUUUAGAUCUGCCUCGACAAAAUCUUCCCUAUGACGACUUGUCCAUAAAAUAUCCAUACCUGCGAGGGAUUCCCGUCAGCAGCUUCUCUGACGCCGCCCCUAGAAUAUUAAUUGGGCUUGCUCAUGCGAAGUUAACGGUGACAAUGGACAAACGAGAACGACGGAGUGGCGAACCGAUCGCUGCAAAGACACGGCUAGGGUGGACGAUAUUUGGCGGAGGUGGCAAAAAGAUGCAGAGACCACAUCGAGUAAUGGUUCAUACGUGUAGUUGUUCUACAGACACCGUAUUACAUGAUAUCGUGCAAGAUUACUUUGCAGUGGAAGGCCUCGGAGUGACUGCAGCUCAACCUAUGGAAUCCACCGAAGACAAACGUGCUCGUCAAAUUUUGCAGGAAACCACCAAACGUACUGAGUCAGGAAGAUUCGAGUGUGGACUUCUGUGGAAAAACGACUUUGUAGAAUUACCAAAUAGUUACGCGAUGGCUGAGCGACGGUUAAUCUGCCUAGAAAAGCGACUCUCGAAAGAUCAGGCUUUGAAAAAGAAUGUAGAAAAACAGAUUGAUGAGUAUCUCGCUCUCGGAUAUGCUCACAAGGCUACUGACUACGAGCUGUGCAACUCUGACUCACUUCGUGUUUGGUACCUACCACUCGGUAUUGUACAAAAUCCUCGCAAACCGGGAAAAGUCCGUCUCGUCUGGGACGCCGCGGCACGUGUUGGAGAUGUAUCGCUCAACUCCAUGUUGCUUGUGGGGCCUGAUCUGUUAACUCCUCUUUUGAAAGUGAUGUGCGGUUUCCGGCAGCGACAAUACGUGGCAGUUGGCGAUGUACGACAUAUGUUCCAUCAAAUAUUAGUGAGAACGCCCGAUAAACAGGCUUUGCGCUUCUUGUUUCGAUCAGAUCCGAGUCAUACUCCGACUGUCUACGUAAUGGAUGUAGUAAUUUUCGGAGCAUCAUGUUCGCCAUGUAUCGCGCAACACGUCAAGAAUCUUAAUGCUAAUGAUUACAAGGAACAUUAUCCUGAAGCAGCAACGGCCGUAAUCAACAAUACAUACGUCGAUGAUUUCCUAGACAGCAGAGAUACCAUCGAUGAAACAAUCCAGAUUGUUGAAGAAGUGCGUCUAAUCUGCAGCAAGGCCGGCUUUGAAAUUAGGAACUGGCAGUCCAAUUCUGAUGAAGUUCUUCGACGGGUCGGGGUAGAUACAAAUGAUGCUGCAAAGUGCUUUUCGGUGGAUAAGUCAACAGUUACCGAACGUGUUCUUGGGAUGACGUGGCUGCCUACGGAAGACAUUUUUGUAUUCAAUGCACAGUUUCGAGAAGACCUCCUGCAUUUGAUAUCCGGGGAUGUAAUACCUACUAAAAGACAAGUCCUUCGAAUAGUUAUGAGUCAUUUCGACCCGCUCGGAGUCGUUGCCACAUACACAGUCCACGGAAAAAUAUUAGUCCAAGAUAUUUGGAGAUCAGGAAUCAAAUGGGAUGAUCCAAUAAGUACAGCAGACUUUAAAAAUUGGCAGCGCUGGGUUAAAGUUCUACCAAAGCUGUCGGAAGUGCGAGUAUCGAGGUGUUAUUUUCCAAACUAUAAUCCGAUAAGCUAUGCAUUACUAGAAGUGCAUGUUUUUGUCGAUGCCAGCGAGUUGGCUUGCUGUGCAGCAGCAUACUUCAGAAUCAUAGACAGAGGGCUGCCUCGCUGCACUCUAGUGGCGGCGAAAACAAAAGUAACUCCCCUUAAACCUCAAUCAAUCCCACGGAACGAGUUAAACGCGGCAGUCAUUGGCGUGAGACUCUUGAAGAGUAUCGAAGAGAACCAUACAAUACCGAUUCAGAAAAGGUACAUGUGGUCCGACUCGACUACUGUAUUGUCCUGGCUGAGGGCCGAUCCACGGAAGUAUCGACCGUAUGUAGCUUUUCGGGUUGGAGAAAUCCUAUCAUUGACGACCGUUGACGAGUGGAACUACGUCCCAUCAAGUAAAAACGUUGCGGACAAAGGAACCAAAUGGGGAAACGGUCCCUGCUUGGAAUCAACAAAUCCAUGGUUCACCGGGCCUCAAUUCCUCAAUAAAGCUGAGAACGCGUGGCCGAUCCAGAAAAUAGAGUUGCCAGAACCAUGCGAGGAAGUGAGGUCAAUACACCAUCAUGAAACCGUUCAGGAUUAUUCAUUCGACUACAUGAAAUUUUCGAAGUGGGAAGACUUGCGGAAAAAUAUGGCUUACGUGUACCACUUCAUAAACCGUUGUAGGUCGAAAGACAGAAACCCAUCAAUAGAGAGAUCUGUCGUUUUAGAGCAGAAGGACUAUGCAGCCGCUGAAUCAAGUAUAUGGAGAAUUGUCCAACGCGAAGAAUACAGUGAAGAUAUAGAAAUUCUAAAGAAGAAUUCGAAGCUACCGAGGGAACAGAAGAAGCCACUGAAGAAAAGAAGCCCACUUGCACAGUUGUCACCGUUCAUUGAUGAAGAAGGCGUACUGCGAAUGGACAGUCGACUGAAAAAAGCAACAGCAUACUUCUCGUUCGACUUCAUAAACCCAAUCAUCAUUCCCAGAACCAAUCACGUCACUGAAUUGCUGAUCCAGAGAUAUCAUCAACGCUAUGGUCAUGCAAAUAUCAACACAGUCGUAAACGAACUGCGACAACGGUACCACGUGCCAAAAAUACGUUUCCUGGUAAAGACAGUUGUUAAGCGAUGCAUGUGGUGCAGAGUUUAUCGAGCAAAGCCAGAUGCACCAAGAAUGGCAGCACUUCCACAUCCAAGGAUUGUACCUUACGUUAGACCAUUUACGUUCACGGGUUUGGAUUAUUUCGGGCCGUUAAUCGUCAAGCGAGGCAGAUGUAACGAAAAGCGUUGGGUAGCAUUGUUUACUUGCCUCACGGUGCGCGCAGUGCAUAUUGAGGUAGUACACUCGUUGUCAACUGAUUCAUGCAAGAAGGCAAUUAGGCGCUUUGUAGCACGACGUGGUACACCACAACAAAUCUAUAGCGAUAAUGGUACCAAUUUUAGAGGAGCAGCACGUGAACUUGCAGAAGAAAUUAAAGUAAUAAAUCGCAGAAUUUCACCUUUUUUCACUAAUGACGAGACGGAGUGGGUCUUCAACCCACCAUCUGCGCCACAUAUGGGAGGCGUAUGGGAGAGGAAAGUGCGAUCUAUAAAGGAAGCGUUUAAAUCACUAUCUCACAAGGAUCGCCUCAAUGAUGAGGAACUUGUAACAUUCAUGACAGAAGCAGAAAUGAUCGUAAAUUCUCAUCCUCUUACGUUUGUACCAGUGGGAAGUCCAACGGAAGAAGCACUUACUCCAAACAAUUUUAUUGUGAUGAGCUCAAGUGGCGCAAAUACGUCAGCAAGAAUCCCAGUAAACCGAGAAGUUUUCCUCAAGACUAAUCAAAAGCUCAUGCAGGACCUGCUUGACCAAUUUUGGAAACGAUGGGUUCAGGGUUAUCUACCCACAAUCGCUAGGCGAACCAAGUGGUUUAAUGACGUUCGUCCACUACAAGAAGAUGACCCAGUUAUCAUCGUGGAUGAAGCAGUUCGGAGUGGAUGGCUGCGAGGUCGAGUUGUCAAAGUCUAUCCGGGGUCUGACGGUCAAGUACGAAAGGUAGAUGUGCAGACUUCAUCGGGAGUGCUCCAGAGGCCAUCGAUCAAGGUUGCUUUGCUAGAUGUCCAAGGAAAUGGUAAAGCCAAUCUACGGUAA
Molecule: messenger RNA, 6225 nt
Organism: Armigeres subalbatus
Lineage: Eukaryota; Metazoa; Arthropoda; Insecta; Diptera; Culicidae
Exons: 1
Coding region: 1-6225 (2074 amino acids)
Biological process (GO): DNA integration
Molecular function (GO): nucleic acid binding
Source: RefSeq, a predicted model, not a curated record